Paramecium sonneborni is the source of this 500-nucleotide messenger RNA. The record is from the annotation of a GenBank genome assembly. NCBI's taxonomy places the organism in Eukaryota, Ciliophora, Oligohymenophorea, Peniculida, Parameciidae.
AUGUAAAUUUCAUUGUUUGAAAUAAAAGUUUACUAUAGAGAAUUAAAAAUUACCUUCUUUGGUUAAUUGAGAUAAGAAUCAAUUAAUAAAAUUACAUUUUAAGAUAAAGCAAAUGGACUUUAAUGCAUUAUUGAUAUAGGAAAAGUUAAAAAGAAGUAAUUGUAUAGACUAAAUUUAGAACUUCUGAUUAUUUCCAAGCAGAUAUCAAAUGUAAAGGAUAAAAAGUUUCAACAGUAUUUGGAACAUAUAUUGGUUUCAUUAAUUUUGACAAUGUCAGAUAUUGGGAUUAUAGAUAUGUAGUUCCAUUCAAAAUUAAAAUGGAGAAAUAGCCACUUGAAAGUGAUCAUAAGAACCGAUCUGAUUUAUAAUCUUUGAAAGCAGGAGAUAUUCCUAUGGCUUAAAAAAAUAAAGAGCUUCUUGAAAACAUAUAAAGAAAUGACAGAAAACUUAGAGAACAAAAUGAAAAAUAAAAGAAAUAGAAAAAAUGAAUUCAAAGUUAG